AUGGCCCUCCACCGACUAGUUGCUCUCUUGGCUUUGGGACCGGCCAGUGUACUCGGCCUGGCCACUCCUUCGCAACAAGAGAGCUCUCUUGCUCGGCGAGCAGUUGACUGGAGCAAAUGGAAGCCCGGCGUUAACUUUCAAAUCAUCCUUCACCACCCGAUAAAGCAUGAUAGCACCGCCGACAUCGUACCUGCCAAUGCGGAUGUUUGGGAUAUAGAUAUGCAGCACGCCCUUGAAAAUGAUGGCAUGAUCCGUACUCUCAAGGCUGCGGGCAAGAUUGUGAUCUGCUACUUCAACGGUGGUGCCCUCCAGGACUGGGACUACGAUAUAGAAGCCUUCCCCGAAGCCGCCAUAGGAAAUACUAUGAGUGAAACGUAUAGCGAUGAGCAUUAUCUUGAUAUCAGACAUAAGGACGUCGUCGAUGCGAUGAAGAAGCGUCUCUCGAGGGCUGCGAGUAUCGGGUGUGACGGCGUUGACCCGGACAAUAUCGACGCCUGGGCUGAAACAGAUGGCGAGGACCCUACAGGUUUCAAUCUGAAGCCCAAAGACUAUGUGGACUACAUCAAGACCCUGGCAACCCAUGCGCACUCCCUCAAGACCAAGGAAGGCCGGCCUCUGAUGAUAGGCCAGAAGAACGCGCCCACCAUCGCGGCAGACCUCGCGUCCGUCGUCGACUUCGCCGUGCUCGAGACUUGCCUCGGCACCCGCACCUCCGACGAGGUCGAGCCCUUCUGCUCCGAUUUCCAACCCCUCGUCGCUGCCGGCCGUCCCGUCUUCCAGAUCGAGUACCCGCUUAGCGUCAAGAACAGCGUCAACAUUAGCGAGGACGACUACAAGUACUUCUGCGUCUCCAAGAACGGCAACGAGGGUUUCAGCGAGGUAAUCAAGCACGCUAGCGAGCAGGUCGACGGUUGGGGCCAGUUCUGCGGUUUGGGACGCCAAGGUGGACGCUUUGAGACUCCCACCAUCAACGAGGACGAGGACUAG
Molecule: messenger RNA, 987 nt
Organism: Colletotrichum truncatum
Lineage: Eukaryota; Fungi; Ascomycota; Sordariomycetes; Glomerellales; Glomerellaceae
Product: endo alpha-1,4 polygalactosaminidase precursor
Source: RefSeq, a predicted model, not a curated record